AUGAGUUGGCGGGAAGAAAAAGUGGUGAGAAUCACGGCCCGAUCCGGAAGCGAACAAUACAGAAAUCGCUAUAACUAUCUAAGUAGUUAUAUCUUCAUAAGUAUGAGCAGCAGGAUGGAAUCUACCGAUGCGUGCGAUGAUGUCUACUUGGAGGAGGAACACUUGGAUAUUAGCCUGCAUACCAAGGUGUGCACUGAUCGAUUUGAUCAUGCCAUUCGCGUCGUCAAUAUACCCUCCAACCUCCAUGGCCAAAAGGACCGAUUUGACCUAUGGAUAUCUAAUAUGGCCGUGUUUGGUCCUCCAAACAUGUCGCUUGACUAUAGAUUGAGAUUCUGCCCUCUAGUAGUGGGCAUAAUACACCAGUUACUGGAUGUGAUUCUAGAUACACUAGACUACCUGAUCACGAAGGUUGAAACUCCUCCAGAAUACUACGCAGCAAAGAGACGCAAACCCUCUGACACCAGGUCGGGCAACGAUUGGGCUUCAACUGCUGAUCUAAGUGAAUGGGAUCGUGACAGUGAGUCAAUACUAUCAGCCACGGACGAAAGGAUUGGUGGGACUAUCACCCGCCUCCUCAGGAUAUCGAAUGCGACUCGAAGAUCCGCCACUAUCUCCCGGUUGCGGAGAGUGGUAAAAUCCACGAACAAUGACGAGGCCAACCGACUAGCUGAGGAGACCCAAGAAUAUACCCGCGCCUAUAUUCGCUGGAAUUUCCCUGAGAUUCCGAAUGCUCUGCAAGAUGCAUUGGUCGAGGCAAACGUGAUGCGAUUUAAACGCCUCUACUACCUCCAAGGCCACCGCGGACGUAGGACCCACCUGGACCCUGACCCCCGUCCGGCCCCUAAUAGCCCAAAGCCAGCUCAAGAGCAAAAGGAAACCACAACCUCGACAAUUCAUCCUCAGCUAUCACCAAAACAUGUAGUAGAGCAGGUGGCGCUUUCAGGACCAUCUACACAUAGCGUGACGCAUGCCACGACUGCCAGGGAAUCGUCAGUCAUGAAGCAAGCUGAUCACUCGAUCUCGGGGCAUUCGGGGCCAAAAUCAGCCACUAUAAAGGCGCAACUCUAUUUCCCCCCGGCUCCGAAGUCGAGUGAAUGCCCAUACUGCAAAAUGUUUUGGCACUCCUCAAAUAAGACCAACCGCAUUAAAGAGGAUGGUGAGACUAAGCAUACAGACAAGAAGUGGAGAGAUCAUGUUAUGAGAGAUCUAGAACCAUACAUCUGCCUCUGCGACUAUUGCUCUUGUUCAAUAACCCCCGAAUUAUGCACCACACUGACUUUUAACACGUCAGCCGCCUGGAUCCGCCACAUGGAAGGGUGCCAAGGGCAGUUUUGGGAAUGUCGCGCGCCAUCCCACCCCCUCCAGGAGUUCGAUACCGAAAGUGAAUACCAAUCUCAUCUCCAGGAAGUGCAUGACAUCCCGGAAGAGGAUGCUGCUAUUAUGGCUACUAGUUCUUCCCUAUCAGCAACAAAGACCUUUUUAGAAUGCCCGUUUCAAGAUACAUUUGAGAUAAAGGGGAAGUUCAGAUUUGGCUCUAUCUUCGCAUCUAAGCUCUUACAGGGGCAUAUUGCAACCCAUCUAAAGAAUAUUGCUUUAUUGGUUUUACAAAAAUCAGAACCGGGGGAUAUCAAUGAUGACCUGGAUUCGUGCCGCAGCAGCAAUGGUAGUGUAUCUCAACCCCUGAGUUCCGACGCCAAUAUCUCUACCAAGGAUGCAGGGCAACAGCACGAUCAGAUGUCCCAACGAAACAAAGAUGAAUUAUCUAUCCCUGAAGACCUCAAGCCGAACCCCCUUGUGGACGCAGCAAGUGAGGGGGAUAUUGACAAAUUUAGACAUUUCCUCGACCUGGGAUAUGAUCCUGACCAACGUCAUAACAAUGAAUGCACCCCGCUUCAUAAGGCGGCAGCUAAUGGCCAUGCUGAUAUUAUAUCUAUCUUACUUAACCGUGGAGUAGAACUUGAGUUGAAAGAUGAAAUGGGGCAGACCCCACUCCAUAAGGCGACAGCUAAGGGUCAUACUGAUAUAGUAUCUACCUUGCUUAACCUUGGAGUAAAAACUGAGCUGAAAGACGAAAUGGGGCAGACACCACUCUUGUUGGCCAUUAGAGGUGGAUUUGCCUCCCUUGUCGAAACCUUUUUAAACUGCGCAAGCAUAGAUAUUGAGAGUGAUGAUAUCAACGGUACUACACCACUCAUGGCCGCAAUAGCUCAUGGAUCUAUAGGCAUGGUACAAUUAUUAUUGGAGCAUGGAGCAAAUCCGAACGCCCGCGACAUUACUGGAAUGACCCCACUAAUGCAUACUACACAAAAACAUGACUUACGCAUCACCAGUCUAAUGAUAGCGCAUAAUGCAGAUGUGAAUGCUGUAGACAUACACUCAGAGACGGCACUCUACAAAGCUAUCUCGCAAGGUUCUAAUUCUAUUGUGAGGCUUCUCCUCGAUAUAGGAGCUAUAAUCGGAACGGACGGCACUAAAAACUCCUCUGAAGUUCACCUAGCGGCAAAGAAUGGAGGCACAUUAGUAUUGAAAUUUCUUUCCAGCCGCGGCGCCAAUAUGCAGUCCCAAGAUAUAAAAGGCCGCACACCCCUUCACUUAGCAGUAAAGGCACGAUCUAUAGAGGCAGCAGAGUUUAUCUGUAGCCAAGGUGUGAAUCUAGAGGCUAAGAAUAAAAAAGGGCAGACAGCCCUCCACCUAGCAGCGAAGAAAGGAGACAAAGCAGCGCUAAUAAUGCUAUAUAACUAUGGUGCCAACCCCGAAGCGCAGGAUUCAGCGAACCGGAGUCCUCUUCACCUUGCUGCCGAACACAACCACUCAGCCGCUGUCAAGUUACUCCUAAGCAUGGGUGUACCCUUUCAAACCCGGGAUCACCAAGGGAGAACGCCCGGAUUCAUCGCUUCCGAGAGGGGGCCUGGACUUAAUGUGGCGAGAUCGAGAGCAAACACAAAUCCAAGAAGUCGCGGGUACAAUCCUAAACCACUCUAUCUAGAGAUUCCACCCGGACUUCGUAGUAUUCAUUAUCCCGUAUGGAUCAUGGCGCUGUUCCACUUCCCGGCGCUUAAGGAGGCUCAAAGUAUGAGCCCUAACUUUGGUAGCACGCAGUCAGAAUUUAAUAAUCCUCCGGAAGAGACUUAUAAUCUAGACUAA
Microsporum canis CBS 113480 is the source of this 3144-nucleotide messenger RNA. RefSeq names its product receptor-interacting serine/threonine-protein kinase 4. The coding region runs from base 1 to 3144 and encodes 1047 amino acids. The transcript is spliced from 8 exons. The record is from RefSeq and is a predicted model, not a curated record. Gene Ontology annotation, molecular function: protein binding. Lineage: Eukaryota; Fungi; Ascomycota; Eurotiomycetes; Onygenales; Arthrodermataceae.